Molecule: messenger RNA, 1572 nt
Organism: Aspergillus candidus
Lineage: Eukaryota; Fungi; Ascomycota; Eurotiomycetes; Eurotiales; Aspergillaceae
Exons: 1
Coding region: 1-1572 (523 amino acids)
Source: RefSeq, a predicted model, not a curated record
AUGGCUACCCCGACCGUGCAACGGGCCCUGGGCUCAAUCCCCCGGCGAGACGCCUUCCUCUCCAUGUCCGACCAGGUUCAAUUCCAGACUCUCGUCCAUCUGCUGCGGGUCUUAGUCUCCGUAGCUUUCCUCCCGCUCGACAAUACCAUCCUCGUGGUGGUCUAUCUCGCCAACUAUGCGGGGACGCUGUCCUGCCCCGCCAACGCCCUCCGCCGCCGGAGACAAGCCCUACAGGACGUGCAUUUCUAUCCGAAAACGAUCCUCGUCAGCGGCGUCAACACACCGCACGGACUCGCAGUCGCCCGCAGUUGGUACCUCCACGGCCAUCGCGUCGUAGGCGCCGACGUCAUCACCGACGACCACCCGACCCCGCCCUCAGGCGAGAGCAUGUCCACCGCGCUGACCGUCUGCUACCGCAUCCCGCAAUCGCAGUACGUCUCGCGCCUGCUCGACAUCGUGCAGCGCGAGAAAGUCGACCUCUGGAUUCCUUGCUCGUCAGAGACCUCGGCCGCUGACGACGCCGUCGCCAAGGAGGUCCUCGAGAGCCGCACCCCCUGCAAGUGCGUCCACCUCGACCCGGAGCUGGCCCGGCGCUUCAGCGAUCCGGAUCUGUUCGCGCAGUUCCUCGCCGAGAAGGAUCUGCCUGUCGUUGAGCGCCACCAGGUGCAGUCGCGCGACUCCAUUCACAAGAUCCUGCACCGCUCCCCGAGCAAGGUCUUCCGCCUGCGCAAGCCCGCAGCCGGGCCCGGAAGCGUGCGCAGCAACAGCAGCGAUGAUGACCUCCUAAUCCUACCGAAACGGACCCUCAGCCUGACCUACUCCCAAGUCAGCGAAGUGCCCAUCUCCAAAGACAACCCGUGGGUGCUGCAGCAGCAGACGCGCCUCGGCGAGUUCCGAGCCGAGCUCCUCGUCGUCCGCGGCCAAGUCAAAGCCAUCCGGGUGCUGCGCUCGGGGGGUGACAGCCACGGUCAAGGCCCGUCACGGCUCGACGGCGGCCUCGCCACCGCGAUCCACAAGCUCAUGGACCAGCUCGCGACCAAGGGCGGACCCCGCAUGACGACCCACCUGACCGUGCAGCUGCACGUGGACGAGCAGUUCGAGGCCAACUCCGUGCGCUACGUCGUCCACAUAGCGGGCUGCACGCUGGGCGCCUCCGCCGUUGCGCACCUCCUCCAGGACGGCGGUAGCACGUCGCUGAUCACGGGCUACCUGUCGCUGCUGUCGCCGUGCACGACUACCAGCCUUUGUCGGGAAGGCGGCGACCGAUCACAGGAGGAAGCACAGAAGCAAGAAGAGGAAGAAGGGCCCAGCAUCCACACGGAGAAGACCCGACGAUUCAGCUUGUAUCGGAUGGUCAGAUCCUACGACGUGCGCCGGGUCCUCCCUGCGCUGUAUCCGGCGUGCGAGCACCUCGAUGACUGGGCGCAUUGCGAGGCGGAUCGGCUCUUGUUCUGGAAUAACUGGCGCUUUUCUCCGUUUGAUCCGUUGCCGUGGUGGUGGCAUGUGCAUGUACAGCAGCCGUUGGAGGAGGUUGGAUCGCUGUUGGGUGGGGAGACUCCCAAGACGAAGUGA